Molecule: messenger RNA, 468 nt
Organism: Fraxinus pennsylvanica
Lineage: Eukaryota; Viridiplantae; Streptophyta; Magnoliopsida; Lamiales; Oleaceae
Source: the annotation of a GenBank genome assembly
AUGACAAUUUCAGGUCUUGAUUCUGAUAAGUUUGUGAAGCAGUUUUACAUCCCUGAUUAUAUAUUUUUGUUGUACUCCACGCCCAAGUGUCCACCUAUUACACCCGAAUGCCCUGUUCUGGUAUUCAUCAAUUCUAAAAGUGGUGGUCAAUUAGGAGAAGAGGCUCCAGAUAAUGGUUUAUGUAAGCUUUAUCUCAAUCUGGAAAGGCUCAAGUUUAGUGGGGAUAAAUUUGCUACUAAACUCGAGGAGAACUUAAAAAUAAUUGUUGCCGGUGGAGAUGGUACAGCUGGUUGGCUUCCUGGGGUCGUUUCUGAUCUAAAGUUGUCUCAGCCACCACCUAUUGCUAUGGUUCCUCUCGGAACUGGAAAUAACUUUCCAUUUGCAUUUGGCUGGGUGGAACUUCCGACAGAUUCUUUUGGUUUAGUCGCUUGGUUCUUCAAGUUGCAAAGCAACGGCACAAAUGAUUAA